GCCAGAGCAGGCUGGAGUAUUUAAAACAAAUACUGUAUUAGCAUAUGAUGACAACUUACAACUUGUAGCGUGGGGUUACCCUGCCCUAGCCCAAGAACCUCCAAAGAAAAGAAAGGCAUUAGCUAAGCCGCAACCUAAACCAGUAGAAUUAUUCAAAUUACAUCUUGCUGGUAUAAAAGAAGAGGAUAAACCACCGCUUCCUCCAGGCUUAGAUCCAAAGAGAGUCAUUACUGAUUAUUUACACGAGAUGAACAAACUCAUUUUAGAAACAUUAAAUUCUCGAUGGCCAGGUAUACGGUAUCCUCAACAAGUUCGAUUUGUGGUAUCUGUACCUGCUGAAUGGCAAUAUGAAGCGAAAGCAGUUAUGAGAGAAUCUGAGGCUGCCGCGAUUUAUUGCAUGAAAACUUUAAAUGAGCAUCAUUUAUCAGUUGGAUCUUCAUUCUUAAUCGUUGAUUGCGGAGGAGGAACUGUGGAUCUUACUACCAGAACUUUAUUACCUAGCAUGAAACUUGGUGAAAUUACUGAACGUAGUGGUGAUCUAUGCGGUAGUUCUUAUGUUGAUCGUGAAUUCCUUAAAUUCCUUGGUAGAAAAUUAGGUUUCGCUGCAAUGAAAAAAUUAAAAGAAAAUCAUUAUGGUCAAAUGCAAUAUUUAGUUCAACAAUUUUGUUCAAGAGUAAAAUUUUCUUUUAAUGGAAAUCCUAAUGAAUAUACUCCAAAGGAAUUAGAUAUUGAACGUAUAUGUCCUGCUUUAAUGCAAUAUGUUACUGGUCAGGCUAAAGAUCAAAUGGAAGAUGCUGAAUGGUUGAUUGAAUUAGAUUAUCAAACUGUUAAAGAUAUGUUUGAUCCUGUUGUUAAAAAAAUUAUUGAUUUGAUUCAAAGGCAAUGUGCAUCAACAGAACGUAGAUGCGCUGCUAUGUUUUUGGUUGGUGGUUUUAGUGAAAGUCAAUAUUUACAAACUCAAAUUCGACGACAUUUUGCGACUCAAAUUCCAAUUAUUGCCGUUCCUAAACAUCCUAUAGCAGCCAUCGAGCGGGGUGCUUUAGAAUAUGGUUUAAAUAUGGAUAUUGUCCAAACUCGAGUCUUAAAAUUCUGUUACGGUGUAGAAGUAAGCGCGAAGUGGGAAAAACAUGAUCCACCAGAACGUCGUACACCUUCCGGUCGUAUAUUCAAAUUCCAUCGAUUAGCAUUAAGAGGUGUUGAAGUUGCCGUUGAUCAAAAAUUCUAUUAUACUGCUGGUCCUGUAGUUCCUAAUCAAACUGAUAUGACUUUUAAUAUAUAUAUUACUCCUGAUAAUAACGCAAAAUAUUUUAAGGCUACCGCUGUUAAUAAAAGAAAUGGGCAAAUUUAUGAGAGCACUUUCGUUUUAGAAUUUUAA
This is a messenger RNA of Dentiscutata erythropus, 1375 nucleotides long. NCBI's taxonomy places the organism in Eukaryota, Fungi, Glomeromycota, Glomeromycetes, Diversisporales, Gigasporaceae. The record is from the annotation of a GenBank genome assembly.